CAGCAGUGUAGGGCUCUGGUAGGUGGGGCUGUGCAGGAUCCUGUGCCCAGAGUGGAGAGCUGUUCCUGCCGCUGAUUCCCUGAGCCACAGGACCCAGCUGGGUGCUUGCAUAGGGGCCAGCCAUGCUAGGGAAGGCGGCACUGCUUGUGGGGCUUCUCUUGCUGGGGACCUCCACUUGCCUUGAACAAUUUGUAAACAUUGACAGGAGCUUGAAGCCUUUUGCCAUGUCUGUGGAGUAUGUUGUAUUCCGCUUCAACAAGGCCCAGGAGGACCCAUUUGCUUACAAACUUCUUCGGAUCCGGAGGAGCCAGUGUCAGAUCUUUACUAUGACGUAUUUAGUAGACCUGGAGAUGGGCCGCACCGUGUGCAAGAAGGAGGACGAGGACUUAGACAACUGCCCACUGCAGCGGGACGUAGGACAUAGGAAGGUGCGCUGCACUUACAUCGUAAAGACCAUAGAGUGGCUCACCCAGUUCUCCAUCGUGAACAGCACCUGUGCUGAGACCUCAGUGGGGAGGGCCUGGGCAGCUUCAUAAAUGUCCUCAGCCUUGGGAGUGUGCCAGUUCUGUGCUCUACGUUGGUGUGGACAGUGCAAUUAAAGGCCCAUCAUGACACUGAAAGGUCCCCAAACCUCUGUACCCUCCCAUGUUGUUAUUUGCUAUGGAUGUCAUUGUCAAGAGCAUUUGUCAUCAUGGUUGUCACCUUGGCUGUGGCUGUGGAGUGCUCAGUAAGUUCUGUGAAGCAGUGUACCUUUCACCUGCUGGCCUAGUUCAUUCAUUCUUCUGUGAGUGUAUGACUCCUUUAUUCAUCCUCCGCUUAUCUACACCCCUCACCCCACCACUCAAAUGACAGCAAAGUUUGCCAGGGAACAGCCUCAGGGACCGGGCUCUUGGUGGCAGCUUCUAUGGGUGGGGGUAGUAGGUAUGACUGGAGGAAGUCCUCCAAGGUGGGAAGGCAACCCGAGAAACCGCAGGAUCCCACAUGUUCCCUAUGAUUCUCACCU
Molecule: messenger RNA, 1003 nt
Organism: Octodon degus (degu)
Lineage: Eukaryota; Metazoa; Chordata; Mammalia; Rodentia; Octodontidae
Product: cystatin-12
Exons: 3
Coding region: 123-536 (137 amino acids)
Molecular function (GO): cysteine-type endopeptidase inhibitor activity
Source: RefSeq, a predicted model, not a curated record